Messenger RNA from Gossypium raimondii (Peruvian cotton), 1344 nucleotides. RefSeq lists its product as uncharacterized. The record is from RefSeq and is a predicted model, not a curated record. The coding region runs from base 1 to 1344 and encodes 447 amino acids. The transcript is spliced from 3 exons. NCBI's taxonomy places the organism in Eukaryota, Viridiplantae, Streptophyta, Magnoliopsida, Malvales, Malvaceae.
AUGAACGAUAUAGACUGUACGCCAGAGCAGAAACUUAAGGGCACAAUCUCUUUGCUUCGCGACGUGGCAUAUCAGUGGUGGUUAUCAGUAGAGGAGGGUACUCAGUCUGAUUGUUUGAACUGGGACUUCUUCAAGACUGCCUUUCAAGGAAAGAAUGUGGGGGCAAGCUAUGUGGAUACUCGUAGGUAUGAGUUCAUGAAUCUCACGCAAGGUGAUAGAUAUGUGGCCGAGUAUGAGGUCGAGUUUCUGAGGUUGGGUCGCUAUGCUCAAGGCAUGGUGGCAUCUGAGUACGAGAAAUGUGUUUGCUUUGAGAACGGUCUGAGGGAUAGUUUGAAGGUUCUGAUUGCUCCACAAAGGGAGCGAGAGUUCGCAGUUCUGGUUGAUAAGGUGAAGAUCGCUGAAGAGGUUAAACGUGUGGAGCGCCAGAAUAGGGACCGUGAGAGAGGCAAGAAUAAAUGGGAUUCAGAGCCCUCUAGUUCAGUUCAGAGGCCUCAGAAAUGGGCAAGACCUAAUGGGCCUGUUAGAGUGGGGUUCUUGUUGCUCCUACUGGGAUUCAGCCAUGUAGUGACUGUGGUAGGCCUCAUCCGGGCGAAUGUUGGAGGAGGCUGUGGACAGAGAGCACUAGGAAGAGGUACUAGUCAGACUGAGGCAAGACAGCCUGCAAUAUUUUAUGCUACUCAACGUCGAGAGGAUAGAGACACUCCUGAUGUUAUCAUGGGUACAUUCUCUAUUUUUGAUGUACCCUAUACUGCUUUUAUAGACAUAGGUUCUACAUACUCCUAUGUAGGUAGUAUUGUUUCUGAAAACCUGAGGAUUUCUGUUGAGAGCACUUCUAAGGUGCAAUGGGUUGUAUUUCUGGAAAAUUUGAUGGAGUUACCAUUUGGGGAGUUUGAUUUGAUUCUGUAUAUGGAUUGGUUGGUUGAGCAUCGAUUCGAUUUGGAUUGCGCGACUAAGAGGGUCGUUCUGAGGACUGAGGAUGAUAAGGAGGUGGUUGCGAUCGGUAAGCGUCGAGAUUAUAUGUUCAAUGUGAUCUCCGCUCUUGUGGCUAAGAAACUGGUUCAAAAAGGGUGUGAGGUGUAUUUGGCCUACGUUAGUAUUUCUAUUUCUUGGGACUCUUCUAUCAGGGAUAUCAGAAAAGUGAGGGAUUUUUUGAAAGUCAUUCCUAAGGAGUUAUCGGGUUUACCUCUGAAUCGAGAAGUUGAGUUCGGCAUUGAGCUUCUACCGGGUAUAGCUCUGGUGUUUAUUGCUCCAUACCAUAUGGCAUCGAAGGAGCUUACAAAGCUUAAGGCUCAACUUCAAGAGCUUCUGGAUCGUCGUUUCAUCUGUCCUAGUGUGUCUCUGUAG